GUUCAGCCCUCCGUCGCGCAGCCCGGCCAUGGGUAUGCAGUGCGACGAGUUACUGAGCGGCCUCCAGCGGCGGGCAGGUGGCCACACACCGUCUCAGCCCGCCCCGCAGGGCGAGGCGAAGCCGAAGAAGGAGAAGGUAGAGAAGGUGGCGAAGGAGAAGCCGACCUGGGGUGAGCCAGGCGCCAAGAAGGCCAAGGAAGCCAAGGCGAAGGCGAAGCCCGCCGUGGAAGAGCCCAUCGUAGUGACGCCGCACGGCGACAAGAAGGACAUGAGCCUGCCGAUGGCAGCAGCCUACAACCCAAAAGCCGUGGAGUCCGCUUGGAGUGCCUGGUGGGAGAAGAGGCAUUUCUUCACUCCUGAUCCCAAGGCCAGCCAGGGAGCCUGCGAGUCCAAGCGCUUCAUCAUGGUGAUCCCACCUCCGAAUGUGACUGGGAAGCUCCACCUGGGACACACGCUGACUGGUGCCAUUGAGGAUGCCCUGACCCGGUGGCACCGGAUGUGCGGCAAUGUCGCCCUCUAUGUGCCCGGCGUGGACCACGCCGGCAUCGCCACGCAGAGCGUGGUGGAACGGCGGCUUCUCAAGGAGGAGAAGAAGACCCGGCACGACCUCGGUCGCGAAGAGUUCCUCAAACGCGUGUGGGCUUGGAAGGAGAUGAACGCAGGGCACAUCAAGAAACAGCUGCAGAGAAUCGCUUCGUCAGUGGACUGGACCCGAGAGAGGUUCACAAUGGACGACCGGUGCGCCCGCGCAGUGGAAGAGGCCUUUAUCCGCUUCCAUGAGCGGGGGCUCAUCUACCGGGACAACCGACUCGUGAACUGGUGCCCCCACCUCCGGACGGCCCUCUCGGAUCUCGAAGUGGAUCACGAAGACAUCACGGGAAAAACCCUCGUGGAUGUGCCCGGCCUGAAGGACAAGGUAGAGGUGGGCGUGCUCUGUGAGUUCAAGUACAUGGUGAAGGGCACCAAGGAGGCCCUGACGGUGGCCACGACCCGUCUGGAGACGAUGCUCGGCGACACGGCCGUGGCUGUGCACCCCGAGGAUGACCGGUACAAGGCAUUCCACGGCAAAGAGCUCGAGCAUCCGUUCUUCCCAGAUCGAAAAAUGGUGGUGAUCGCAGACACCAUGGUGGACCGGGAGUUCGGCACUGGGUGCGUGAAGAUCACGCCGGCUCAUGACAACAACGACUUCAAGGCGGGCGUGCGACACAAGCUGCAGCAGAUCAACGUCUUCACCGAGGACGGGAGAAUCAACGAGAACGGCGGCGAGUUCAAGGGCCAACACCGCUUCGAGGCUCGACGCACUGUGGAGGAGGCCCUGAAGAAGAAGGACCUUUGGGUGGGGAAGAAGGGCCACUCCAUGCGCUUGGGGUUCUGCUCGCGGUCGAAAGACAUCAUCGAGCCUUACUUGAAGCCGCAGUGGUGGAUGAACUGCCAGGAUCUCGCAGAUCGGAGUGUGAAGGCCUUGAGAGAAGGUGAACUCAAGAUUCUGCCGGAAUUCCACCAUCAGACGUGGUAUCACUGGCUGGAGAACAUCCAGGAGUGGUGCAUUUCAAGGCAACUCUGGUGGGGCCACCGCAUCCCUGCCUACAAGGUGGUGAAGCCCGCUCAGGCCGAGGAGAAAUGGUUCACGGGCCGCAGCGCCCAGGAGGCCGCAGCCAAGGCCGAGAAGGCUCUCGGCACCAAGGUGGAAGUGGAGCAGGACGAGGAUGUGUUGGACACCUGGUUUUCCUCAGGUCUCUUCCCCUUCUCCGUCUUUGGCUGGCCCGACACCGAGAACAACGAG
Messenger RNA from Symbiodinium sp. CCMP2456, 1783 nucleotides. NCBI's taxonomy places the organism in Eukaryota, Dinophyceae, Suessiales, Symbiodiniaceae. The record is from the annotation of a GenBank genome assembly.